Molecule: messenger RNA, 588 nt
Organism: Mesorhabditis spiculigera
Lineage: Eukaryota; Metazoa; Nematoda; Chromadorea; Rhabditida; Rhabditidae
Source: the annotation of a GenBank genome assembly
AUGCUGAGAAUUCUGUUUUUGGCUUGUUUUGCAUGUCUUUCCCUCGCAACUGGACACGAUUACCUUGCGAAAGUUGAGGAGUGGUUGAAGAAGAAUCCAGAACUUGCUAAAACGACAAAUAUCUCCGAGGCCCAGUUCGCCGAUUUUCUUGAGCAUACCCUGGCGGGGUGGCGGUUCCCCUGGAUUGGGCAGAAUGAUACGAAGUCCAACCAAAAAUAUUUGGAUGCUCUCGACUGGCCGCUGAUCGAAAGCCACGACCCUAUCGAGUUUGAAAGAUUGUUUGCAGGCGAUAUGCCUAAAUUCUUCAUCCCGAAAACCGCUUUAACAGAGCCAGUGCUAAAAUUCUUGAAAUUGGUUAAUGGGACGUUGCUACCGCAUAAGAAAUCCGAACUCUUCGGGAUCUCCUGUAAAUAUCAUGUUCUUGGCUUCGUGUGCGAAAUCGCCAUUUUCCCAUUACCCUGGCCGCCAUCAUUUUUGAACUUUUUGGGCUACAUCCCGGAUCCACUCCUCGAAAUCCUCUGGUAUCCCCUUGGUCUACUCGGCUCCCUGUUCUCCCACAUACCGCUCCCGCAUAUCCAUCCUAUCCUA